This is a messenger RNA of Echinococcus granulosus, 882 nucleotides long. RefSeq names its product Nuclear valosin-containing protein-like protein. The transcript is spliced from 5 exons. Bases 1 to 882 code for a protein of 293 amino acids. Gene Ontology annotation, biological process: ribosome biogenesis. NCBI's taxonomy places the organism in Eukaryota, Metazoa, Platyhelminthes, Cestoda, Cyclophyllidea, Taeniidae. Gene Ontology annotation, molecular function: preribosome binding; ATP hydrolysis activity; ATP binding. The record is from RefSeq and is a predicted model, not a curated record. Gene Ontology annotation, cellular component: nucleus.
AUGGAGGAAGUGUGUUCGUGCAAGUCGUUGGGUCGAGUGACACGAGAUGUGUUGGAUGUGGCCUUGACUCAAGUCACACCGGCGGUUAAAAAUACUGCAGAAUUCGUAACAGUUCCUGAUGUGACUUGGAAUGAUGUUGGUGGCCUUGAGGAGACUAAGAUGCAUCUGCACAAUCAAUUUAUGCUUCUCAUAGACGAUUGGGAAAGAGCGCAAGCUCUGCGAAGGCGAUCUGGAGGUGUUUUGUUGGAAGGACCUCCAGGGUGUGGCAAGACACUGAUUGCCAAGGCCCUCUCCAACACCGCUGGACUCAACUUUCUCUCUGUGAAGGGUCCAGAGAUUCUGAACAAGUUCCAAGGUGAAAGCGAGCGCCGAAUCAGGGAAAUAUUCGAGCGAGGACGCGCGUGUCAACCUUGCCUCAUCUUUUUCGACGAAAUCGACGCCAUUUGUCCACGACGAGAUGUAGAUGAGACCUCUGGCAGUCGAGUGAGUGUGGUGAACCAGUUAUUGGUGGAGUUGGAUGGAAUUGACAAGCACCGACAGGCGAGGGUGUUUGUAGUGGGCGCGACGAAUAGGAAGGAUAUGAUUGACGAAGCAGUUUUAAGACCAGGACGCCUGGGUCUGCAUUUGAGCGUUGCGCCUCCGGUGUCUCAAUGCGAGCGAGCUGACGUCCUCUCCGCGUGCACUCGUGGGGCUACUGCUCCAAGAAUUGAAGGUGGAACAGAGGUGCUGCAACGUGUUGCGGCCGAUUCUCGCACUGAUGGAAUGAGUGGUGCAGACUUGGAAAACCUGCUGGAAAUGGCAAAACUGAAGGCUCAGUUGGCAAAGAGGGAUUUCCUGAUAGAAGAUGAUUUAAAGAUUGCUUUGAAUGAGUUGAAAAAGUAG